AUUCUAUAUCUAUUCUAUAUUUUGCUGAUGCUUGCCCCAUAUAUUGGUACCCUUUGGUCUAUGUAAAAUACACUACUGUAAACAUUUUCAAAUAACAAAUCACUCAUCCAGACAGCCUCUUAUUAAAAAACAUUACAGUACCACUGUUUAAUAUACUUAUUCCUGUACAUUUAUUGUAAUAAAAUAUAUCUGUAUGAGACUUACGCCUUUUCUCCAUGAAGUAAAAAAAUCUAAGGAUGUACAAUCCCAUGCAAACCACACUAAUGCAAAUGAAGACCGUUCCAGUCACAGUUCCUCCAUUCUGCUGAAGGUUUAAUGUCAAGCCAGCUUAGUAACUGACGCUCCCACACCCUGAGUUCAGGUGAGUGACCAGGUCAGUGACCAGGUGAGUGCCUUCUGUUCCGUAAUUAGAAACCUCAAGUGAACAAAUGAGAGUUACCAUGGACUAUCUUGUGAAUCGUGGUUAAUGUAUUUCACUGUGAUAAUACAGUUAGUGCUGGUGUGAAGGCACUUUGAUUGUGUGCAUUCAAGGGAAUUGUAUACACUGUAUGUAGGUUUGGAACGGACGACAAACAAAUUGAUCAAUCAGGGAAUGUGUACAAUAUGAAGGUAAUGGAUGUGGGCUGGACUGAUUGUUGUCAGUUUCAUACAAAGGCUCUAUGGUGCCAUGUCAACUUACAGAACAACUGGAGGAAGUCAGAUCAUGAGAGAACCAAUGUGCUGAAGCCAUUUCUUCCGCUUUAGUCCAAGGUCGAAUGUCAAUUUGGCGUCAUUGGAAGAAACGUGUUGUCGUUGUUGAUCCCAGGUAUUUUUCUGUUGGAUAGAAACCAUGGCAACCAGUGUCAUCAUAAACAACCAGCCCCCCCAGCUCCCACCCCAGGCUAUUAUAGCAGUCCAGACCAACCAGUGGAGUACAGGCAUCUGUGGAUGCUUUGAUGAUCUGCAAGUCUGCUGCUUUGCUUACUGGUGCUUCCCGUGUUUCGCCUGCACCACUGCCUCUGAGUUCGGAGAGUGUUUCUGUCUGCCCCUGCUGGACGUGGGGUGCGGCGGCAUGCAGAUGCUGGGGCUGCCCAGCUGCACUCCGCCCGUCUCCAUGUCCAUGAGGGUGGCGGUGCGUAACCGCUACGGCAUCCAGGGGGACAUGACAGACGACUGCGUCUACGCCACCUUCUGUAACGUGUGCUCCUGGUGUCAGAUGGCCAGGGAGAUAAAGAGACGCAGCCAGCCGUUCACCUUCAUCAAUGCCCAGCCCACAGUGUUGGCCCAGACCCAAGCCCAGGCCCAGGCCAUGAUGGUGGCAGCCUCUCCCCAGACAGGGGUCAUCUCCAGCCAGCCUCACAUCUCCCCCGCCAGCCCCCAGGCCCUCAUGACCACCAGGUUCAUGUAAUCUCUGACAUCACAAAGACUUUCUUUAUUCGUCUAUUAUGUGACUUGGUCCUGUUGCUUUAUUUCUCAUUGUUUUAUUGCAUUAUGGUCCCCCAAAGAGUUGUAAAGUUUGUUAGUGUGUGUUUUUUUGGAGCAAAGAAAAGAGUCUGUGUGUUGCUCAGAAACCCUCUUUUGUGUUAAGUACUGUAUGUAUGAGAAUGAGUGUAUGUUGUCCGUGUGAGCGUGUGUCUGUGUGAGCGUGUGUCCGUGUGUGUGUGUGUGUGUGUGUGUGUGAGGGUGGGGGAAUUUCGUUUUAAAAACAGAAGGCUCUCUUAUAGCACUAACCUAACACUAGCCUCUAAAAUUCAGUGACUUUACAUUUCAGUCGUCUAUAAAAGGCAAUGACGAAAACAUUUUCACACCUUUUUUGAAAGAUUUUUCUUACCGUUACGACUUACCCUUCAUAAAUCUGUCAUAGCGAGAGGAAUGGAAAUAAAGUGUAUCACAUUUAACGAUCAAGUCUGAACUCUCUUGAUAUUCCAGUCACCUGCCUGUGUUUUGCUUCAACAACACAACUGAAUAAUGAACUCCCCCAAAGUAGAGCACAUCCAAAGUGAUUAUGGGCUACGUGUCGUAACCAUGACGAUGUGUGUAUGGCUCACUGGAAUCUUUUCGCAGAGGUUGAUCUGUUGAAGCCGUAAUACGUACAAUGCUGCACAGAAACACAGUUUAGCCCGAAGGAAUCUGUGCAUUUCAAUCUAAUGCAACUCAAGAAUAAAGUUAGCAUUAAACUUAAUCAUAAAAAGGAGGGUUUGUUUAUUUUUGAAUUACUGAUGUCACACUUUCUCAAGGAAGUGCAGAUGAUAAGACCAGGGGAUCUGAUUCGCCCUCGGCUUCCAGCUUCUACCACCUUCAUAUUUCCAAGGCAACGGUAAGGCGCCUCUCAAUGACAGCCACAAUCCAACAUGGGCUCAUUGACCUCUAGGAUCACUCCAGGCUCAUGGCCUUCUACUUACGAUGACCCGUUUUCAAUAGCUGGGACCUUCGUUUGUACAGCCCUCUCAGUCUGCAGACUGCUCUGCCUCGACGAAUGUUCCUGGACAAACAAGACCAUUCUGGUAGUCAGGUGACAGCGUGUGCCUCCUUAAACAAGCAUAAUGUUGUGCUCCAUCAAAUGGAAGGGUUUUAUUUGUACUCGUUAUCAUCAUUCAAUGACAUGUUAGAUGGCUGAUGAUGUCCGUGGAUGGGAAGCCUUGCCACAAGAAAAGAAAUGGAAUGGAAAACAAGGACAACUUUAACUUUGGAACAGUGGAAAUACAGUCGGUUUGAUUCCAAAAACAUAAUGUGUUGUUCUCUCAAUAUUGUUAAAACCAUGCCAGAUAUCUACAGCUGCCAUCUACAUUUAGCUCAUUAGAACCCUCUCCUGAGUCAGUAUUCUGAAGUUCCACCUUGGGAGAACAAUGUGUUCUGUGUCUUGAACUGAAACAGCUUGAGUGUUCCAAAACGUGUCCCCAAAAAUCAGGGAUUGAGGUCAGAUGGACAACAAAACCGUUCUCCACCAGUAACCCAGAACGUCCUCCUCUAUCCACCCAGUGUGCAGCACGCCACCUUCCACACCAGGUCUUCCAGUAUCUUCCGCAAGGAAACAGCCCAGCCGCACACACAGACAGGGACUGACUGCCCUAUGUGCAACUGGUCACA
Osmerus eperlanus (European smelt) is the source of this 3066-nucleotide messenger RNA. RefSeq names its product placenta-specific gene 8 protein-like. The record is from RefSeq and is a predicted model, not a curated record. NCBI's taxonomy places the organism in Eukaryota, Metazoa, Chordata, Actinopteri, Osmeriformes, Osmeridae. The transcript is spliced from 3 exons. Bases 830 to 1387 code for a protein of 185 amino acids.